This is a messenger RNA of Ictalurus furcatus (blue catfish), 4435 nucleotides long. It is a transcript of the gene pcif1, whose product is annotated as phosphorylated CTD interacting factor 1. Bases 107 to 2278 code for a protein of 723 amino acids. The transcript has 16 exons. NCBI's taxonomy places the organism in Eukaryota, Metazoa, Chordata, Actinopteri, Siluriformes, Ictaluridae. Gene Ontology annotation, molecular function: mRNA (2'-O-methyladenosine-N6-)-methyltransferase activity; RNA polymerase II C-terminal domain binding. Gene Ontology annotation, cellular component: nucleus. The record is from RefSeq and is a predicted model, not a curated record.
GCGGAGUCGAUGGGGAGGGAGAGGCGGAGGCGGGUCCGGACUGAAUAGAGCAAAGCCUAUACAGGACUCCUAGAAAAUCUCUCUAAGACAGGACAAAUGAGGAGCUAUGACGAGUGAAAACCAUAGUACCAUAAAGGGAGACUCGGGCAUGAUCAUGUCCCCAACUGGGUCCUCAGCCCAAGCACCACCCCUCACGCCCUCCACCAGCAAAGCCAUCCAGGACCUGCCAGACGAGCUGGUUCAGGCUGGAUGGGCAAAAUGCUGGAGCAAGAGGGAGAAUCGGCCAUACUAUUUUAAUCGUUUUACCAACCAGUCGUUGUGGGAGAUGCCGGUCCUGGGGCAGCAUGAUGUUAUUUCUGAUCCACUGGGCCUCAACGCAGCUCCUGCCUCAGGUGAUGGCGCAGCGGAGGCUGGACUGGGCAAUGGACAACGUAAGAGACGCCCCUCAGAGGAUACCUCCUCAGGGGGUCCUAACAGCUUCAAGAGGCCAAAGGUUGAGAUUCCUGUAACUCCAACCACCCCCACAAUCCCGAUAUCACCAAGCACUCCUGGCGCAAAGCCCUGGAACUCCACCUUAGACGAAAAACAAGCCCAACCUAGCACCCCUGCUCCUGCUCCAGCCCCAUACCGGCCCUCUGUAAUCUACUGGGAUCUGGACAUUCAGACCAACGCAGUAAUUAAGGAGCGGGCUCCAUUCAACUACCUCCCUCCUCAUCCGGAGAUUGAGCUACAGCGUGCCCAGCUCACCACCAAACUCCGCCAGCACUACCAUGAGCUGUGUUACCAGCGUGAAGGGAUUGAGCCGCCCCGGGAGUCAUUCAACCGCUGGCUGUUGGAGAGGAAGGUGAUUGAUAAAGGAGUGGACCCCCUGCUGCCCAGCGAGUGUGAGCCCGUCAUCUCUCCCUCCAUGUUCAGAGAGGUCAUGAAUGACAUCCCCAUCAGGCUCUCGCGCAUUAAAUACAAGGAGGAGGCCAGAAAGCUGUUAUUUAAGUAUGCAGAGGCAGCCAAGAAAAUGAUUGAUUCCAGAAACGCCACACCCGACAGUAGGAAAGUUGUAAAGUGGAACGUUGAAGAUACAAUGAACUGGCUCAGGAGAGACCACUCUGCCAGUAAAGAAGACUACAUGGAUCGUCUGGAGCACUUGCGGAAGCAGUGUGGUCCUCAUGUGACGGCUGUAGCUAAGGACUCUGUGGAGGGGAUUUGCACUAAAAUCUACCACAUCUCAGCCGAGUACGUGCGCCGAAUCCGUCAGGCCCACCUCAACCUGCUGAAAGAGUGUAACAUCACAGUGGACGGGGCAGAGACUGCAGAAGUGCAGAACCGGUUGGUGUAUUGCUAUCCAGUUCGACUGUCCAUUCCGUCGCCCCCGCAGCCCCGUGUUGAGCUCCACUUCGAGAACGAUAUCGCCUGUCUGCGCUACAAAGGAGAAAUGGUGAAGGUCAACCGUGGCCACUUCAAUAAACUGGAGCUCCUUUACCGGUACAGCUGUAUCGAUGAUCCAAGGUUUGAGAAGUUUCUGUCACGUGUGUGGUGCCUUAUAAAGAGAUACCAGGUGAUGUUUGGGUCUGGCGUAAAUGAAGGCAGUGGCCUACAGGGAGCACUUCCUGUGCCAGUGUUCGAAGCGCUCAACAAACAGUUUGGAGUCAGUUUCGAGUGUUUUGCCUCACCGCUCAACUGCUACUUCAAGCAGUUCUGCUCAGCCUUUCCUGACAUUGAUGGUUUCUUUGGCUCUCGAGGGCCAUUUCUAAGCUUUUCACCUGUCAGUGGAUCAUUUGAAGCCAAUCCUCCAUUCUGCGAGGAGUUCAUGGAUGCCAUGGUCACACAUUUUGAAGAGCUUCUAGAGAACUCUAGUGAGCCUCUUUCUUUCAUUAUCUUUGUUCCCGAAUGGCGUGACCCUCUGACCCCAGCACUGAUACGGAUGGAGACGAGUCGCUUCCGCAGGCACCAAAUGUCAGUGCCAGCCUUUGAGCACGAAUACCGCAGUGGCUCUCAGCAUAUCUGCAAAAGAGAGGAGAUGUACUAUAAAGCCAUCCACGGAACAGCAGUCAUCUUCCUGCAGAACAACGCCGGCUUUGCUAAAUGGGAACCAACCAGCGAUCGGAUUCAGGAGCUGCUUUCUGCGUACAAGAUCUCGGGACGCUCGCUGUCCUCUCCUGGACCUUCUUCCUCCAGUAGUGGAGAUAAAGACUCCAAACCAAGCUAUGAGCGCUCUGCGAGCCUGGAAGCCCCUGGAGGCCAAGAAAGUAGCAGCCCUGCACCUGAAACAUCAAACAUUUAAGUGUGUGUGUGUGUGUGUGUGUGUGUGUGUGUGAGAGAGAGAGAGAGAGAGAGAGAAAAAGAGAGAGACUGACUGUCUGCAUGUUAAGUCAGUUCAUGAGAGAGAAUGAGGAGAGAGAGAGAGAAAGAGAAAAGGUUCAUUUGCUUUUCUCAGUCUCUAAUAUUUAAAGAAAUAUUAUGGGUUUAUUAUUAAUGUUGUCAUAGUUGUUGAGGUUUUUUGUUUUGUUUUUUUUUUACACUGAUGAUGUGAUUAUUUGGUCACUAAUUGUGUUUCGUUCUUGCUGUUGUCAUUUGAGACGUGAUAAUUCUACUUGGGUCCUGUUUUCUUUUGGCCUUUUUAACUUGUCUGUCAGGUUGAGAAGUGAAAAAUGGACGAUAUUGUCUCUGUUGUGCUUUUCUUGUUCAAGUCUUUUUACUUGUAUGGCAAAAGGAAGGGAGAUGAAUCCAUGAGUGGGCAGCUACGUUCAUAAGCCCCUAACACUAUACAUUACAGAGUAGUAGUAGGCCUUGUGCAUUCAGAUUAGCUGUGCUAGAGCCAGUUUAUUUUGUUCUGUAGACUCCUUGAAGUAACCCAUGCUAGCCUUAGUGGUCCCUCUUCUGGAACAAAGCACUGACGAUGACAAAAACUCACCUGGGAGUUUGUUCGAAGCGGUUCCUUUUAGGUGGGGUUCAAGAUACGAAGGAGUAAAACGGAUAAAAAGAAAAUAAGGACAGUUUUGCAUUGUUUUCCCAGCUGGAACCUGUCAAAUACUCAUCAAUUGGUUUUAACACGUUAUAGUUUCCACUCUUAGUUUACUUGUUCUUAAACCGUGCACAGAGGAUAAAGAUGAAUCCUUUGUUUACUCGUGUGUAGGAAAAUACUGUUUUGUUACUCUUUGAGGUGUACAGUACGUGCUUUCUGGAAGGUUUGGUAGCAUCGACAGUUUUUUUUUUUUUUUUUUUUUUUUUUUUUGCUGACGUUUCCCCCACUUGUGAGAGGAUUAUAACUUCCUUCCUUCAUUAUUCAAUCCUUUUAUUUAGCGUAAGUCUCGGUAAAGAUCGCAAGAGAAAGCAAUAGGUAAACCUAAAAGCUUACACGUGAUGUGUAUAUAUGAUUAUUGCAUUUCAGCAAUACUAACUGUCCAUCCAUCGUAUAGAAUUGGUCCUGCUGUCUUAAUUUCAGCCUUAGAACUAAUAUUACGAAAAUGCCUUGGGUUUUUAAUUUUCUUUCUGUGACGUUACAAAUAUGUUUGUAAUUGUGUGUUUACUCCAGAACGAGAUUGAACCUGAUCACUGGGCAGCAUAAUGAAUGUAAAUUAAAUUUUUUUUUUUUUUUUUUUUUUUUUUUUUUAAAGAACAGAAAAAGGAUCAAAGACUUGAUCCUAAGAUAUUUCCCCCCCUCUAUUUCUGUGAGUAGACCAAGGAUAAGUCUUCUCUACUCCCAACAUUCUUGUUAAAUCGAUCAAAUUUUAUGUUGGAAUCCGCUUCGUUGCAAUUAGUAACGUGAUCGAAUUUAUACGCCUCCUUAUAUACGGUCUCUUAAUUUCUCUAUUGGAUUUUCUCACCUCUCUAUGUACAUACCCGUUUUAUUUUUAAAAGUAAUGAAUUGUAAACACUUCAGGCUUAAUGCUUGAUGGAUGGCUCAUGCACUCUUGCCAUUAUAGCAGUACAGAAUUUUUGGCAGUUUGUAGAUCAUUGCUAACAUUUCACUCCCCGAAGGUAGUAUCUCACCUUUUAUGAAGUCUUUAUCUGGCUUUCUCAUUCCUGGGGUGUUUCCCAUCACCAGCAAAACUGUAGAUAUUGUACAGAAAAGCAUUAUGAAGUAUGAUUUUUUUUUCCCCUGCUACAGUUGUAGUGAGCUCUUUUGAAAAAGAAAAUAUUCUACAUGUCUUUUCUCCCCCAUGCUUUUUGUUUUCUUUUAAUUAAACAAAUCUGUUUAUGAAUGAUACAAUUUAUUAAAUAGAAGUCAUUUUAAACUAAACCAAAGUGAUAACUGAAGAGGAGAAAUCUAUCUUGUAUGUAAUAGUAGAACUGUGUUACGAACAGUACUGCAUAGUGUAACCAGCAAAAACGAUUUGUUAUUUUUAUAUUUCACAGUUGUACGUGUUGCGUUUAGGUUCUUUUCGCUCAUUCCCAUUUGUCACAAUCAUAAAAGAGAGAAUUAAAUGUAUAGUGCUUA